Paramecium primaurelia is the source of this 334-nucleotide messenger RNA. NCBI's taxonomy places the organism in Eukaryota, Ciliophora, Oligohymenophorea, Peniculida, Parameciidae. The record is from the annotation of a GenBank genome assembly.
AAAUGAUAAUCCAGUUAUUAUGGAAACUAUCAAUAAUGCAAAUUAAAAUGAAAAAAUAAUCAAAGCUAAAUUUAAUUUUAAGAUCCUUAUUUUAUUCCUGACUCAAUAAUUGAAAAGCCAAAAUAAAAUGAUAAUUAAUAGAAACAGAAUGAUGAAGUAUUUUUAUUGUUGAAAUUAUAAAUUAUGAAGGAGAAGGCAAGAAGUUUAAUUUAAUAAGAAGGAGAGAAGAAGUUGAUGUAGUAAAUUAGAGAAGAAGUAGUAAGUUAAAUAAAUAUUUCUUCAACUAAUUAAUAGGUUGGAUAGAGUAGCAUUUCCGGUCCAAAUCCAUUCACGG